Molecule: messenger RNA, 6142 nt
Organism: Drosophila rhopaloa
Lineage: Eukaryota; Metazoa; Arthropoda; Insecta; Diptera; Drosophilidae
Product: serine/arginine repetitive matrix protein 1
Exons: 16
Coding region: 607-3459 (950 amino acids)
Biological process (GO): negative regulation of centriole replication
Molecular function (GO): microtubule binding
Source: RefSeq, a predicted model, not a curated record
GUUCGUAACGUCGUCGAGUUGAAAUCGAAAGAGCUAGAUCAGAAUCGAUAUAUAAGAAGGCAGCAGUGACAGCGCAGAAAGCAGGAAGCAAAUCGGCUUAAAGUGUGUUUCUCUGUGCACCUGAAGUUUCUGGGCUAUUACAUAUUUCACCAAAGAUUCGCUUCAGUGAUCACGACCGCAAAGAAAAAACGGCGAAAGAAAGGAAAUUGCAGCUAGCACAAAGCGGCUAAAAAGUAUUGCAUACCACAAGGCUGCCGUGAAAAAUAGAUAUCGAUUUGCCAUAAAAAUAAGAAUCUGAACGCGACUCUCGCACAAGUUAAACGGAAGUCUAAUCUAAUUUGGCCUAUGACAAUACAAACGCACUUUCUUCACCACGCAUAUAGGUGCGUGUCCGUAUAGAGAGUGAGCUAGAGACUGAGAGAGAGGACAAUAAAGUAAGGGAAGGGGAUAUAUUCAAGUUUAAAGGCAAAGCGCGAGUGUUUCACCCAUGAAAACUUAAAAAAAGCAAAGCCAAUCGUCGAAUCGAGAAUAUAUAAGCCCCAACGUGAACGUGAUUGAUUUGUAUUUUUGGCACCUUGGUUUGGAAAACAGCAAAAGCAUUUCCCUAUGAUUGGCUCAUUCUGGAAUCUGUGCAGAGCGUGCCCAUCAAUGCCGGUAGACAAGCAGCUCCACUCAGAGUAUCGGAGCACUUAUCGUUGGCAUGAAUUUACGGGCAACUCGCGGCCAGAGGUUGUGCGACGGGCGCCAGCCCCAAACCCAAGUCAAUUUGUCGGGCCGACAAAUGAGCCGCCAUUGCCGCGACGGAAAAAAUGUCCAGAAUUAGCAUAUAAAUCGCACGAGUUUAUUAUAGGAUCGGAAUAUACAGACGCACGACGAGAUGCCAGUGCUCAUCGUUUGGCGAGAUCGGAGGAGCGUGGUGGCACACCAUCGCGCCGCAGCAAAUCGGAGGGACCACCCGUCGUGCCCAAUGGACGUGCGUAUCCCAUUGCAACGGAGGUCGACGGAACCACAAGAAAACAGGCGGGUGAGUCAAAUGGGCUAUUCAAAAAGACCAUCACUAAAUUGAGCACUGAGUACCGCCUGCAAUUCGUUUGGCCCACUGUCCGACGGAUUAAGGGCGGCGGCGAGGCGACGUCUAGGGCCGCUGCCGGCGAUUAUCCGAGAAAGUCCAUAUCGCUGGGCGCCCUUCGGUCCGGCGGCCAAAGUCACAGUCACACCCAAAACCAGAGUCAGAGUCUGACCCAAACCCAGAAUGGUCACACACAUCACACGAUGAUGGGUGGCGGUGCCGGCUUGCCUACGGUGCAUAAAAAACGUACAACAAAUCAGAAAGAAGCUACUCUACAUGAGUUGGAGCCCUUGGUUAGCGAUACGGAUGAUAGAAAAACGCACGAGAAACAAGUGACCAUUGUGGAGCGCAAGAUCACCUCGCGUCCGUUCUCGCAGGCCAUCGACCAGGAGCGUCUCAACCACUUCAUCACGAAAAAGGAGAACUUUGGCUUCGCCGAUGCUGCCUCGGCCGCCGCAGCUCUCAAGGAUGAGGUGGACAACCGGCAGCAAGCCGACGAAUCUGGCCAGGUGGUCAUGAACGGAUCCGCACCGCCGCACUCUAAGCCGAAUUUGGAUUUGUGGUUCAAGGAGAUGGUUGAGCUCCGCAAAAAAGCCGGCGAGUACAAGUGUCGCGGCUGGGGCAUAGAAAUCGAUCCGGAAUUGUACAAGAAACAGAAGGAUCUGUGGGAUCAGGUUUCAAAACGCAGUUCACUUUCAGCACUUUCCCUAGCUUCGACUGUUCAUAGGCCCAUUACAAAGGAGGAGAAAGAACAGGAGAACAAUAAGAAAUCCACGCCAUUGCAAAAGACCCAGAAGCCUCGUGUUCCUGGCCAAGCUUUCUUGAUUGAUAAUAAGGAUGAGAUUUCAGCACUGCCAGCACGCUUUAACAAUAUACGUCAUCACCUCGAACGCACCACGGGUCCGGAUGUGGAGGAGGGCGCUUUGUUACCCUCGCCCACGCGCGAGAAACUGAUGCCGGCCUUAACCAAGCGGGAAUCGGAAUCCCAGCGGGGAAGCCCCAAAAAGUCCGCCUUGUCGAGGCACGGAUCGCCCCAAAAGGGGAGUCCUCAGAAGGGCAGCCCUAAGAAGGUCCUCAAAACCCGGUCGCAAUCCGCGGGUCCGGGCGUUGCUGAGAAUGAGUCACCGAAGCGCCAGAUCCGGUCGGCGAGUCAGGCGCCCAGCAGCCGUAAAAAGACGCCGACUACCGGAACCGGAAGCGAACGCAAGGCACGCCCAUCCACCCUAUCCACAACAUUCCAAUCCCGCAUUAAAAGUAGUUCCCUGCCACCGUCCAACGGUAGAGUAGCCUCAGCGCCGACAGCAACUGCAACAGCAACUGCAUCAGCAGCAGCAGCCCGAGCGGUAGCCGCAGCAACAUCAGCAGCUAAAUCAGCAUUAAACGCUAAUCAGCCUCAUGCUAAUCAAUCACAAUCAUCACAAGCCAAGAGCGGCAGUGUCAAAAUUACAAAACCAUCGGCAACAUCCGCCCAACAGCAGCAACAGCAAAUGCGUAAGAAAGACAAAGAUAGAUCGAAUAGUAGUUGCAUUGGCAAUGGUAGUCAUGUUAGUGCUGGUAGCGGUAGUCAAGCAAAUAGUGCCAAGCAUAUGCAGAACAAGCAAAAACAACAACAACUACAGCAGCAACAGCAACAUCUAAAGAAACAACAACAACAGCAAUCGCAACAGCAACACGAUGUUGCAGCAGCAACAGCAGCAGCAACAUUGGCUCAUAACCCAACCCGGCCUGCAACCAUCAACAUCAAACGGCUCACGGUACCAGGUCAGGAUAGAAAAUUGGCUGAAAACGAAGGCGAGGAUGGUCGUGAGACUGCAAUUUCCAUUUCCAGCUGCAGCCCCCAGCCUCCCGUGCCGGAAGUACCCGAGGAGCCCCUGGUGAAGUCUCCACCAGAACCGACCCGGGUCAAGUCCCCGGAGCAGAUUAUAAUGCGCUCUCCCGAUCCAGUCAACUGGACGGUGCCACUUGACACUGGCAAAACCUUCACCGUCACGCAGAAUGUCAAAGAUGGGGAGAACUACAGCCGACCUCAGAGCGAGAUAAAAGCGUCGACACCGGUGGAGAAGCCCCCACCGCCACCACAAUCGGCACCGCCACAACUAACCGAACAGGCUAAAAUGGACGCCUGGAAGACCUGCAGUCCAACCACCAGUGCCGCGGUCUACGGCAAAACGCUGACUCCCCAUGCCACGCCAGGCCAGCCGGGCGGGGCGGUGCGAUGCACUGCCGCCCAGGACCAGCCGUCUCCACAGCCGGAUGCUGCGAUGUCGUCCUCCUCGUCGACGGGCACGGCCUCCACCGCCCGGACAACUGCCGCCGAGGUCCUGGAGAAGGCCCGCGACAGAUUCGAUCGAUUCUGGGGCAGCAGCGCCAGCAAGGAGGAGAGCGUCUAGAUCCUGGAUACGAGGUGUUAGAUCGGGUACUCAGUGCUUUUCAAGUGCAAAAUGUAUUCCUUAAGGCAGUUAGUUGGCCCUUAAUAGCAAGCAAUUAUGAUACGUAAUAGACGUUAUGCAAUACCUAAACAUAUACCCCAUUUAUCCUCCCUGAGAGUGUGAUUGCAGUGCGACAUGGUUCUCCAAGCAAAUGAAAUUAAUAUUUAUGUUCCAAAAAUAAUUUUCAAAUUUUUCAAACCAAAUUGGAUUGCUUUUAUGGUCACGAUUCAAUGUGCAUUAGCUUAUAAACUUGCUAAAAAUUAAAACUUUCAGAAUUACCAUCAUUUAAUAAAGUUGUUAAAAUCCGAGACAUCACAAACUUUCCAGACUCUUUUUGAAAAUUACUACAAUUACUUAGUUUUUCCCAUAUUAUUGAUUAAACUUAUAUUAGCAAAAUAUAUUUAUUUUUUAAGUUAAGUCUUUAUUCUAUUCAAAUUUUGUGCAAAAUAAUAUUUAUGAUCGGUUAGAAAAUAUAAAAGGAUAAAUAUGGAAAAGUAUGUCGCAAUGAAAUCAGGAUAAGGAUAUGAGAAAUUUCCGUUUCGACUUGGCUUGAAUAAAAAGUUAAAUUCGCUUUUGGUUUCCUAGUUAAUGUGCUGCAAGCAAAUCUAAUCAGGCCAAAUGUCAUCUAACGACACGAGCAUUACAGCAAAAAUUUAUUUAUGUAAGACACUUUCACUGCCUUUACCCAAACGGAAAACAAAAUCAAACCAAUGUUGUAUACUUUGCAAUUAACCCAAAAAACUUUGCAAUAUUUCGAUAUCAUUAAACCAUACAAUUAAAUAUUUAAAUGGGACAAACAUCACCGCAAAGACCCGUCCAAAAAGUGAGGCCAUUCGACACGAGAUAUACUCACAUUUUUGUAACUUGCAUUAGUUGAGUAACCAAGCCGUAUAUUUGGGUAAUGCAUAAGGUGAUCUAAGCUAAACUGCUGAUCCGUCAUAUACCAAAAGUUGAUAAUAGAUUUUGCACAUGAAUUACAAAAGGAAAAAACAAAACAAGACAACAUGAUGUUAAGGAUAAUUUAAGAUACAAUUUGGCUAAUACAAACUUAAGGCAAAUGAUGAUUAAAACACAAUAACACUACCCAAAUAUUGCGAAAAGAUGAGAUUAUGCUUUGAAAAGCUGUGAAACUAGUUUCAGACAUGCCUUUCUUAUAAACCUAUAACAUGUCUGUAAAAGUAGCCGAUAUGAAACAAAAUGAUCAAAUAAAAUAAAAAAACUUAAUCAAUUCAAUAAUGAAGUCAAAUGCUUCCCAAAGGGCAACAGCUUUGAGAACGUCGAUGUAAUUUUUACAAGAAUUUGUUAGAUUUGUUUUUUAAUCUCUCUGAGUGUAGACAGUGCUUCAGUACAAACUUAUUAGCAAUUAAAACUCAGUUUGGCCGACAUUUUUUUUCCAGUAGGUAAAAUGCUUGAAUUUAAACCUCGUAAAGGAAAAAAACAGAAAAAAAUAAAAACCGUGUAAGCUGAAGUUAAAAUUUCAUUACCCAUAAGUUGUGUGAUUUACUUCAGUAUUGAGCUUAAUUGUUGCUUGCCUAUAUAUAUUUUAAUAAAAAAACAAAUGAACAAAACAAAAAAAAUUAAGAAGGAAAAUUACGACCUUCUAUGGUAUUUAUAAACAGUUGAGUAUUUUUUAUAUAUUUUUCAUGAAUGGACCUGUUUGUUAGUUGAAAUCGAUGAGUUGAUUACAGAACCUCUAAAAUAGUUACCAAGUUAAUGCAUAUAAUCAAGUGCCCCUCAGAACAAUAAUUGUUUAUUACGCUCAGUCUAAGAAUUCAAACACAUUCGAUCCCGUCAAAUGCAUUAGUUAGAAAUAAAUAAUAGGAAAACUAACUAAACUCCGGAAAUUCUCAAAAUACCAAAAAAACAAUAAAUAUUAUACGAAACAAACAGGAAUGCACACUUACAUACACAAACAGAACUAUAUUUCCAGUUAAAAUUUGAUAACAAAAACUUGACACCACUGAAAGGUAGACUAUGGUAGACUCUUAAACUCAUUUAGUUUUAAAUAUCGUACUUAAAAAUUUUAGGCAACUUUAAUAUGAAUCUACUUAAGAACGAACUUGAUAUAUAUUCUAGCUUGUUUACAAAAGAAUAUAAAAUGAUAAAAAAGAAAGAAAAGGAAAACCCAAACAAAUUAUAGCCCAAAAACGAAUAGGCGCACUACAAAGGCUUUUCUUUAACAACAAUGGGAGAAUCAAUUUUUAUAAACACCUUAUAUGAAAGUCAAAAUGAAAAAUUUUAUUUUUGGUUCACUCACGAAGUAAAAUAUUAAAAAACACCAAUCAAUUAAAUAUAUUUAAAAACCAGACUUUCACGCCUAAAUGCGCCCACAAUUUUAAGGACUUAAAAAAAGCGUCAUACGAAAUGCAAUAAAACCAAUAACGAUACACUCCAAAUGAUAAUUUUUUCUAAAUUGUCAUAAAUAAGGCACACCAAAUAGCCUUUAUAGAAAUGCUAAAUAACACAAUAUAAUAAUAUUAUGAAUGUACUUAAAAAAAAGUGGCAGAAUCGAAUAAAAGAGAACUAAUUGAAGUAAUAAAAUAGAGACCCGAAAGACAAGUGAUGGUAAAAUGAUUAUAACAAUGUAUGAACCAAAUAAAAAUGCAUAUAAACGUUUUAAAAACUAUGUUUUAAUUUUGAAACU